Molecule: messenger RNA, 2066 nt
Organism: Austrofundulus limnaeus
Lineage: Eukaryota; Metazoa; Chordata; Actinopteri; Cyprinodontiformes; Rivulidae
Product: interleukin-1 receptor-associated kinase 1
Biological process (GO): signal transduction; protein phosphorylation
Cellular component (GO): plasma membrane
Molecular function (GO): protein binding; ATP binding; protein kinase activity
Source: RefSeq, a predicted model, not a curated record
CUAAUUACUCAGGAGGAGGAUUGUUACCUGGACCUGCCCCGCCCCCUGUCACUCUGUACUCUGAGGAACACCUGGGAGCACAGKACAAGCAGCAGGACUUUACAGAGAAACACGCCGUGCCUCCGACACUGCUCCCCACCUGCCACACAGUCAUCUGCUGGGCCUACGAGGAGGUGCAUGCUGGAACACAAGGGUUCUCCUCCGCACUGCAGGUCGGGGAGGGGGGCUUCGGUGUCGUGUACCGAGCAGCCCUGAGGAACAUGGACUGUGCCGUCAAGAAACUCCGACAGGACUGUCUCAUGGACUGGUCUCAGCUGAGGAGGAGCUUCCAGACUGAAGUGGAGAAACUGUCCAAAAGGACCUGGUCGAGGAGGUGGAGGAUGCUCCAAAGGGUUUGACGACAGAGACUUGGAGGAAACAUGUGGAUCGACGGCUGAUUGCAGGUUCUGCUGAGCCUGAUGGGUUCCUGCAGGUGGCAGCUCUGGCACACAGAUGUUUGAACAAACAGAGGAAGAAGAGACCGGCUAUGACUCAGGUUUUUCAUGAACUUCGGGACCUUGAAUCCAUUGUGAGGAGAGCCUCUUCCUCCCCCUCCCUUCAACAGUUCCAGAACCCCUACCAGUCCUUCCCCAGACCACCACGGUCUCUGGACUCCUGUGUAGGCUUGGUUUCUAAUCCAGAACCUUUGAAGGUCAUCUGUUCUCCCCCACAGUCCUCCCAUCUCUGCUCCCUCGCUCAUCCUCACCCACUCCACUCCUCCUCUCUGCCGACCCCCUCCUCCUGCUUGGGUGGUCCGUGUGAGACAGAUGAAAGUCGAGGCUUCUCCCAGUACAAACUCAACUCCCUGUUUGGGUCCAGUGAUACCAGUUACAGAUCCCAGAACCACAGUCCAGCUGGACCUUCAGGUUCCCAGUGCAGCCAGCCAUCUGUUCCCACUGAAGACCAGUACAGCUUCUCCCCCCCGCCCAGCAUCAGUCCUGACCCCCCUGGGCCCAGGGUUCUGGAGCCAGGCUUCUCUCCUGCAGGGUCUCUCCAGUCCAUCGAACCUGAGCCCUCAGUUCUGCUUAAUCCCAGCAAACAAAGACUGCUCGAAAAGAAGACCCAGUAUGAGGCGGGCCGGAUCAGAACAUCAGAGCUGCUGUCGUUUCACCACCAGGAUGGAGAGACCAGUCCUGUGGGGACUAGAGGACCAGAAGAAAGUGAUGAACUGGACUAUCUUCAGUCUAAAACCUCCUGACAAGUUCCUGUGAUCCACAGAAACAACAGGAAGUCAGAACGUGUUCUGACAGGAUGAAACUCUGAAGCUGUAGAAAAUAUUUAACUGGAAAUAAUUCUUUAUAAAACACCUGCAGUCAUCUGAACCAAUCAGAUUCAGUCUGGUUGUAAGAACCAAUCAGAUUCAGUCUGAUGUAAGAACCAAUCAGAUUCAGUCUGGUUGUAAGAACCAAUCAGAUUCAGUCUGAUGUAAGAACCAAUCAGAUUCACCCUGGUUGUAAGGACAUUUUCCAGCUCUCGGUGCAGGAGACAAUCUGGGUGAAAACAAUUGAAAUGUUGACGGGUCAGAAUUGUAAGUUCUGGUUCUGCUGAUGAACAUAUUGAACCUUUUCUUCUGGACUUCAUUAAACCUGUUGGACCAAAGAUGUUCACAUCUGACCAAAAGGAGCUGAGGACUGUGAUUGGUUACUGCUGUCUGUAGCUCCACCCUGCACCUGGUUACCAUGUUGAGGAGGAAGUGAUGUGAACUAAAGAGUUGUAGAUUGAAUGUCCCGCCUUCUCCUUUGUAGACAUUUAGGCUCCGCCUACUCACUCUCAGUCAUGGUAACUUUUUAAAGUGCAAAAUAAGUUGUGGGAACAGAUCUGCUAACCCACUUAUCCUCUAACAGCUGAACAAGCUUCUCAUGUCGGGGAUUAGCUACAUUAGCUUAACUUUGCAAACUGUUAACAGACCAAUUAGCAUCCGCUAAAUUGGCUGGCACUAAUUUUAAGUCCACUGAACAAUUCAUGAAUGUAAAACCUUUAUGUCAUUUAUCCCAACUUGAAUAAAAUGUAUCCURUCUCACAGACAA